GCACACCGGUCAACGUCGCUACCAGGAUCCAGCCUCCAGGACGAAGGAGCGAAGCAUUGCCCCUAACGGCCAUGGCAACUCCAUAUCCUAGAACUCAAAUCAUCCAGCGCCAACGUGUAUCCCAGUCUAUGCUCGAUCCAGAAUACAAUCCUACGCGCCAGUCGGCGAGCACGUUAUCCCCACGGCAUGCAGAAGGAUUCGAGCACGGCGCCAAUUUGCCUGUUCGUCUGCUUCCAAACAGCGACCCUGGGCGCUCAUCAAACACGAUGAAAGACGGACCCGGGCAUUUCAAAGGCCCGCGGGGCAGCGAUAGGAUUAAUACAAGCAUCGGGCAUUUCACGAUCCAUGCUUCCAUGCGUCGUGUACAAUGGUCCUCUUUCGUUACAGGUCGAGACGAUUGUCUGAAUCGUCAAGUAUGUGAGCGUACGCACAAUCUGUCGGCUAUUCAGCAGGAUGUUGAUUCCUGCAAUGUACGGUUAGUGUACGAAGCAUUGGCGUCUCAAGGCGAGCGGCAUAACUGCUCCACUCGCUGGCAUUGCAAGUUCUCGACGAUACGGGUCCGUCGAGAAGCGAGAUGAAAAUUCAACCAAGCGAUGCGGCAGUUUCCGCAGACAGGAAAUUGU
Molecule: messenger RNA, 623 nt
Organism: Paraphaeosphaeria sporulosa
Lineage: Eukaryota; Fungi; Ascomycota; Dothideomycetes; Pleosporales; Didymosphaeriaceae
Exons: 2
Coding region: 72-578 (168 amino acids)
Source: RefSeq, a predicted model, not a curated record